Messenger RNA from Colletotrichum fioriniae, 861 nucleotides. RefSeq lists its product as uncharacterized. The record is from RefSeq and is a predicted model, not a curated record. NCBI's taxonomy places the organism in Eukaryota, Fungi, Ascomycota, Sordariomycetes, Glomerellales, Glomerellaceae.
AUGUUCAUUCUAGUUCUACCAGAGGGAUUGUCGAUUGUCUCGGCCACGCCUUUUGGUUACAGUAUUUGGUCCAGCACGGCCAAGCUCAUUGCUCGUGAUCUGACAACCUCGGGCACAAUGAAGACCUUUUUCGUCAAGAUCUCAUGUGGGGAAACCGGCAGAGUCAUGCUUCUCGGCGAGUUCGAGUCAUCCAAGAUCAUCUAUGACUUGAUGGCAGACUUCAUUCCAAAGCCCUUGAAGAACGGAAAAAUUGAGAAAGUAGAUAUACCCACGUACUUCUAUACAUCGGAGUUUGUAGAUUUCGAUACCACAACGACACGAGAUCCUUCCGAGUUCUGCAAGCGCCUGGCUGAAAUGCACCGGAAGAGUCAGAACCUGUCGGACAAGUUUGGUUUCGGCGUUACGACAUGUGAUGGCGACCGUCCGCAUAUUGUGGAAUGGGAGUCAGAUUGGGCCGUGUUCUAUCGGAAAUUAUUCCUCCACACGCUUGGCUUGGACAUCAAGAGAAAUGGCACUUGGCUCGAGUAUGAGCGUGCGGCUCACCGUGUAGCCGAGUUUGUGAUCCCGCAACUACUGGAAGGACUCACAUGGGAUGGACAACCGAUCAAGCCCAGUCUAAUUCAUGGCGACCUAUGGGAAGGAAACACGGGUAUCAACAACAAAACGAACCUACCGAUGUUAUUCGAUGCUGGGUCGUACUUUGCCCACAACGAGAUGGAGCUGGGGCACUGGGCUUGCGAGUUCGCGGCGAUUUUCGGGAACAAGGAGUACAUGAACCGGUACCUUGAAUUCUUUCCGAAGGCGGAGCCCGCCGAAAAGUUCGAGGAUCGAAUUCGGCUUUACAGCCUGAAAGGGGGAUGA